Messenger RNA from Paramisgurnus dabryanus, 5645 nucleotides. RefSeq names its product PDZ domain-containing protein 4. The record is from RefSeq and is a predicted model, not a curated record. Lineage: Eukaryota; Metazoa; Chordata; Actinopteri; Cypriniformes; Cobitidae. Gene Ontology annotation, molecular function: protein binding.
CUUAAUAUAACUACGGCAUUAUUCCUGGAUAAAUUUAAACCCUGUCCAGGAAACUUAAAACAAAGUUAAUGCAGAUUUGUUUAACGUUGAAGGAUGUCUGGCCGGUAAAGCUUUAGCUAAAGGCGCCUGCGUCAGAUCUGAGUCUGCGAUUGGAUAAAGAUUUAUACGCACCUUCACACAGCUUGCCUUUCAAUUGACCCAACCCUGCAGCAAAGUGUGCCAGCAGGACAGCACGUGUGUAACAGUGACACAAAGCAGGAGCUUUCACAUGCUGUAUCUCAAUACAUCUCCAAAACCAAUGUCUGAUAAUUAGAUUUCACAAACCACUGAGCACCAAAGGCGUCCAACUGUUACCUUAUUAAGAGAGAGAUAUUGAUUUAUCUGUGACAGAGCACCAAUGACCACCAUUAAAGCAGCGUGAUGUUUAAUUGAAUUUUCUUUCAUACAUCAAAAUUGGGUGAAUAUUGGCUGGGAUGGACGUAGGCCAUUUACAAACUCGGAUAAAAAUGCAGAAGUUCAUCCGGUCCGGGUUUGAUUACUGUACUUUAUCAGGAUGCACACAUAUAAAACAUCUUCUGUGUUGAGUCAGGAUUGUAUGGCAAACGUCUGGUGGGUUGACUUUUGCAGAUGGGCAAUUUGUUUGCUAUUUCUAUAUUGUUCAUGUUUAGGCAUCGAGGUUAGAGGAGGGAUUCGGUUUCCCUCUAGUAUCAAUUUAAGCAAAUCUUAAUUCAUGGUUUUGUGUGCAACUAUUUUUCCAAUUUACCCAGCGGUAUUUACUGAACUCAUGCUGAGUCUUUGAAAAAUGAGAGACUGAAAGCGAACACCCGUGUGAAUGUAUAAACUGAAGUGCUGAGACACGUCUAAAGAAGAUAUUGAAACUGCUUUCACAGUGAACCCAAAAUGCCUGAAGCAGGUGUAAAAGAAAGACUCUUCUUCUGUAUGGACGGAUGCAUUUGAGAAAACUGCUUACUUUUUUCAUAGAUGUGUGAGAAAAUCUGAAGCUACAGCUCCUUUUAUUAUGUGACAAAACCAUUAGGACCACUUUGGAUGUGAGAGCAGUUUUUCUGCUGCAGUGGUCAAAGGAAGACAAAUUAUCAGUGGUUUUGCAAAACAGCAAUUUUCUUGCUUUACUUAGAAACCUUUUGCAUUUACAGCCCUCCCCGUUGACUGAAAAUGAUUGUUGGUCCAAUCAAUGCCUUCCUUGAAAAACUGAAUGUUUAUAUGCAGCUGAUUUAGUCAUUUGGAUGUAAUCCCAGUAAAAGCACAGGACGUAUGACAAAGGUUUCCUGAAUUAAGCACAUCAACGUGAUGCGACCUUACAUUUGAAGCACAAAUGGAGCUCACACUGCACAACAGACUUGAGAUAUGACACUGUGGGCUUCUUUUACAAUCAAAGAAAAGGUCAGGGGGCUCAUUCGUUACAUUUUACAUUUGCAUGGAUGGUGGGAAAGCUUGUUAAUGGACUUUUUUAAGACAUGUACCAUCUCUGAAGAUAUUUUAAACUUGAUGUGGAUCCAAGGAACUCUUUUCCCAUGAGUGGAAAGUGGGAUCAUAACCACUGCGAGUGUCAGCCGUCUGUGGGGAUUUAGGGUAUGAUACUGCAUCCCGACUCGUACGGCUCUUCCACGACAGAAAAGACAGACAGCUACAGGUGAACUGAAGGAGUUUGGGGGCUGGAGAUCAGACGUCAGGAUGGGUUGUAAUAUGUGUGUGGUGCAGAAGCCUGAAGAACAAUACCGGGUCAUGUUCCAGGUGAACAGUAAAGGUUUAUCUCAGCUCUCUGAGGAUCAGAUGAUGCGCUGCAGACGUAACGUGAGGUGGACUCACAGGAAGAGAACAGCAGGUGUGACCGGAGAUUCUGUCACCAACAUUACAAUGACUGACUGCGUGGACAGCGGGACACAGACAGAUAUCAGUUUCCAGCACAUGGUGACUUUAGGCAGAUCUGUCCAUCACAACAGACCUGAAUCACCUCCUUCACCUCCACUCCCACCUGUACCAGUCUCUUACCUCUUUAACCAGAUUCCACCUAUAGAUCACGUGUACUAUGACCCAACAGAUUAUUUUGACAUCAGUCAACAUGAGGUGGACAGACCGGAUGAUCUUGAGUAUGAGGAGGUGGAACUGUAUAAAUCUUGUCAGCAAGAUAAACUAGGUUUAACAGUGUGCUAUCGUACAGAUGAUGAAGAAGAUCUGGGUAUCUAUGUGGGUGAGGUGAACCCCAAUAGCAUUGCUGCUAAAGAUGGAAGAAUCCGUGAGGGAGACCGAAUACUACAGAUAAAUGGAGUGGACGUUGAGAACAGAGAGGAAGCAGUAGCCAUCCUAACCAGAGAAGAUAGCACCAACAUCUCUCUACUGCUGGCACGCCCUGACAUCGAGAAUGAAGCAGAUGAUCUAGAUUUGGAGUUGGAUGUGAGCCUGGAUCUAGAGGACCUGGACAAUAUCUCUAACAUACCCAGCCCUCAGCACCAUAAGAAAACUAGCUCUAUGCUGGGUGACAUCAGUGGGAGUCGAGAUGGUCGGCCCAACUUGUGGCAGACUGCCCUUAAUAACAGCCAGGAUCUGGACAGUGGGGUGGGGCGCACCGACGAAAGCACACGUUGUGAGGAGUCCUCCGAGCAUGACCUACUGGCCGAUGACGCCACCAGCGCAUGCACGACGGAUGCCACAAACACACCUGGCAGCACGCGCAAGUUCCAUGCUGUACCGCAGGGAUGGGAAUUCCAUUAUAGUAAUGACUCACUACUGGGGCCGGAUGGGGUAGGACCUGUGGAUCAUGGUGCGCCAGAAUCAGGGACAGGCAGAGUUUUAAUGCCAGGUCUAACGGAGGAGGAAUAUGAACAUUACCGCAAGUUAUUGGAGAUUCGAUGCCUUUACGAGAAGAACGGAUGUGCGUUUCUAUUGGACAAGAGGAACCACAGUACAUUAGGAUGUGAUCCUGCAGCAGGAGUUGCUCCUUUAGACAUGAACUGUAAUGAGAGUCUGAUGCAGCACGAAUUUGCUCUUCUAGAGGAGGAAAUUCGACAUCUAGAGUUUAAGUGGCGCAACGUUUUGCGGGCUCAGAAGAUGCAGCAGUUGCGACAACGCUGCUUAAAGGUCUGGCCAGCUGACGAAGAAGGGGACGAAGAAGAUAAGGGAUCGAGGUCAAGGUGUGGAGGAGCAGAGGCGCUCCACCACGAACUGUCGGAUAUCAACGAGAUCCCGGAAAGGGAGCGCUCUGACAAGGAGAGUACAAGCGCCUAUAAUACAGGUGGGGAAAGCUGCAGAAGCACCCCUUUGGCCAGUGACCGCUACCCUUCACCAUCUGCCGCUGGGGAUUCUAGUGCCUCUGCAACCAUGCGACCUCGGCAACCACGUCACAGAACGGGUACAAGCAGGGAUAAGAAUCUCAACUUACCUUCCUCAUCAAGUUCCAAAAGAAAGAAUGAAGAAACAGGAGACGGCAGGAACUCCAGUCCAGCAACAAGACUUCGGUCAUUACCUCGAAACGAUGCAAGCGGUAAAAAAAGCUUGGACGGAGCACGACGAGGGUCUACUGGGAUAGUCAAAGGAGGAAGGAGUGCAGAGAACAGUCCGUACCUGUCCCGUCGCCGCUGUGGAACCACGUUGCCUCCACGUUACCAGAGCUGCAUGCAGUUGAGGGAUGUGUCUGCCAAUGACAGCCCAGAUGUUAGGGACUCUACCGUAGAGGCUCCUGCUCACGCUAGUGCCAGGACUUGCCUAAAUAGAGAUUCGGCAGCCGCCCCUGAACCUUCUCUGAUUAUACCAGCACUACCUCCAUCGUCUCCUCGAAUGGAGUGGAAGGUAAAGAUCCGUAGCGACGGUUCUCGUUACGUGGCCAAACGUCCAGUUAGAGACCGUUUACUUAAAGCCAGGGCAAUGAAGAUACGGGAGGAGCGUAGCGGAAUGACCACAGAUGAUGAUGCGGUCAGUGAAAUGAAGAUGGGGCGGUACUGGAGCAAAGAGGAACGCAAGCAGCAGCUGCUGAGAGCUCGUGAACAACGCCGCCGUCGCGAGUUUAUGAUCCAGAGUCGACUGGACUUUUUGCGCGAGAGAGAGAAGGAGCAAGAUUACGGAGCGCAGGGACAAGCUUCCAUACUUGAGCUAAGCCAGAAAAAGAGCAUGAAGAAACGAAGCCGCCGCAUCCUGGAUAACUGGAUCACCAUUCAGGAGCUCCUGGCUCAUGGGACUCGUUCAGUAGAUGGAACGAAAGUUUACAACCCUUUGCUAUCUGUGACAACUGUUUGACAAGUGGAGUGGUGGUGACAAAAGCCAUGCUGAGUUUUUGAAAGAAUAAGCGUUUUAACAUUAAUCUAAUAAAAGCACAGAUGACAAAAUAAGAGACUAAAGAUAUGAUGAAGCCCAGAAUAAGAAAGCUUUAAACAAUAAAAAUAAAGUGUUUGAUCUGCUAGUUCAAUCAAAAAAAUGAAAGUGUACAAUACAGAAAAGACAAAGGUAUAAAGCCAAAUGAAUGUAUAAUGCCAAUUCUUCUCUUUUCCAAUCGUUUGGAUGCUUGACAUUUUAUUAUUACAUGCACAGGUAGACUGUUACAAAGUGAAAAAGCUGGAAUCUUUUACUCUGGUUUUUAAACAUCUUUUAAUCUAUCAACAUUUGUAUUUGGGGGAAAAAACACCAAAAACCAUAAAUGUCAUUCUGAUCUCACAAUGUUUAAGAAUCUAACAGGUGGUUGACUAAAAUUUAGUCAGUCAAUCAUCAUGAAUUUAUUAUCUACAACUUACCUGUUAACUUGAGAUGAUGUAAAGCACAUGAAUCACUGAACCAUAGAAAAGCACAUGGAAAACGAAAGUACACAAAUGAUCCAGCAUACAGUUAAUGUCAAACACUUACAUUUCAUAUAAUGAUUGUAUAUUUUUGGGAUUCAUUAGACAAGAUUAUCUCUGCUAAAUCUGCUGAAUGUUGUAGCCAACUUGCAAAAUCUUCUUUGAUUUAUAAAAAAUGUGCAUGUUGUUUGUAAAUAAUGUUUGGUGAAAUCGUCAAGUGAAAUUGUAGCCGUGUUGUCUAUUAUACUUGUUAAAGGAAUGGUUUACCACAAAAUGAAAAUUCUCCAAAACCCGGAGUCUUAUGACUAGUUGUAAGACAUUUCUUGAUAAAACACACAAGAACUAGAUUUGAAGAUUCAAAGUUGUCGCCAGGCAUCCUUUUUUCCCUAUUUAGCACUAGUUUCUUUUAGUUUCAUUUUUGCUAAAUAAGUUAAAGGUGUAGUGGAGAAUUCUCUCGGAUUUUAGAAAAGAACCGCCUUCUCCACUUUAAAAAAAAAAUGCAAUUGCGCAACACUCCUGAUUAACAACUAGGAGGACCAAUAGUCUUGAUAAUCCUCCGCAAUACCUUUAAAAAUAUUAAGUUUUCUCUCUCUCUCUCUCUCUCUCUCUCACAAAGCCCUAUUGUUCAUCUUGAGUUGUUUUUAUGAUGGACGGAUGUACGUUUUGGACCUUCCACAUGUUAGGUGCUAUACAUGUACAUAAAGUGACAGAUAUACUUAAAGAUAAAGAUUUGUUGCAGAAAGGAGCUCAUGGCAUGAGGAGGAGUACAGUAAAUGAGAAUUUUACAUGUUUGAUUAGCUAUUCCUUUAACAAGAAGUUGUGUCCAAAUCUUCAUUUAACAUCUUGAAGUUAUAAAAUGAUAGA